Messenger RNA from Equus caballus (horse), 4162 nucleotides. It is a transcript of the gene PMPCA, whose product is annotated as peptidase, mitochondrial processing subunit alpha. The record is from RefSeq and is a predicted model, not a curated record. Gene Ontology annotation, molecular function: metal ion binding; metalloendopeptidase activity. NCBI's taxonomy places the organism in Eukaryota, Metazoa, Chordata, Mammalia, Perissodactyla, Equidae. Gene Ontology annotation, cellular component: mitochondrion.
CACGCCGGUCUGGGGGGCGGGGCGCCGGGGGCGCGCCCGGAAAUGACGACAGAAGUGGUGGGCGGGGACCCAAGAUGGCGGCCGUGGUGCUGGCGGCAACGCGGCUGCUGAGGGGCCCGGGCUCAUGGGGCGGCGCGCGGCUGAGGUUCGGAGCCCCUGCCUGCAGACAGUUCAGUAGUGGCGGUGCCUAUCCCAGCAUCCCCCUCUCUUCGCCCUUACCCGGAGUCCCCACGCCCGUGUUUGCUACAGUCGAUGGACAGGAAAAGUUUGAAACCAAAAUUACCACACUGGAUAAUGGGCUUCGCGUGGCGUCCCAAAAUAAGUUUGGACAGUUUUGCACGGUAGGAAUUCUUAUUAAUUCAGGAUCAAGAUAUGAAGCAAAAUAUCUUAGUGGAAUUGCUCACUUUUUGGAAAAAUUGGCAUUUUCGUCUACUGACCGAUUUGGCAGCAAGGAUGAAAUCUUGCUCACCCUGGAAAAGCAUGGAGGUAUUUGUGACUGCCAGACCUCGAGAGACACCACCAUGUAUGCUGUGUCUGCUGAUUCUAAAGGCCUGGACACGGUGGUUGGCUUGCUAGCUGACGUGGUCCUGCACCCCAGGCUAACAGAUGAAGAACUUGAGAUGACUCGAAUGGCUGUCCAGUUUGAGCUGGAGGACCUCAAUAUGCGCCCUGACCCAGAACCGCUUCUCACAGAGAUGAUUCACGAGGCUGCUUACAGGGGGAACACAGUGGGCCUCCACCGUUUCUGCCCCACAGAAAAUGUCGCCAAGAUUGAUCGAGAAGUACUUCAUUCCUACCUGAGAAACUACUACACACCAGACCGCAUGGUGCUGGCUGCGGUGGGGGUGGAGCACAGCCUCCUGGUGGAAUGCGCCAGAAAGUACCUCCUGGGAACCCGCCCGGCCUGGGGAAGUGGGAAGGCCGUGGACGUGGAUAGAUCCGUAGCACAGUACACUGGGGGGAUCGUCAAGCUAGAGAGAGAUAUGUCCAACGUCAGCCUGGGCCCUGCCCCGUUCCCCGAGCUCACGCACAUCAUGAUAGGGUUGGAGAGCUGCUCCUUCCUGGAGGGAGACUUCAUCCCCUUCGCCGUGCUGAACAUGAUGAUGGGAGGUGGCGGCUCCUUCUCGGCCGGCGGGCCCGGCAAGGGCAUGUUUACCAGGCUCUACCUCAACGUGCUCAACAGGCACCACUGGAUGUACAACGCAACCUCCUACCACCACAGCUACGAGGACACGGGCCUCCUGUGCAUUCACGCCAGUGCCGACCCCAGACAGGUUCGGGAGAUGGUGGAAAUCAUCACGAAGGAAUUCAUCCUGAUGGCUGGAACCGUGGAUGAGGUGGAGCUGGAGCGAGCCAAGACGCAGCUGAUGUCCAUGCUCAUGAUGAACCUGGAGUCCAGGCCUGUGAUCUUUGAGGACGUCGGGAGGCAGGUGCUGGCGACCUGUUCCAGAAAGCUGCCCCAGGAGCUGUGCGCGCUCAUCCGCAACGUGAAGCCAGAAGACAUCAAGAGAGUUGCUUCUCAGAUGCUCCGCAGGAAGCCUGCCGUGGCUGCGCUGGGCGAUUUGACGGACCUGCCGACGUACGAGCACGUCCAGGCGGCGCUGUCGAGCAAAGACGGGCGGCUGCCCCGGACGUACCGGCUCUUCCGCUAGAGGCCCUCCAGGGCUGACGCGGCUGAGAGCCGUACCCAGAGCACAUUUUAUACUGUUUUUUUGGAUGUGAAUUUAGUCACAUAAAUUCAUAAAGGGUGCAAACUAUGGGACUCUUCUCUUACACGUGAACAAAUGCCAUGUCAUCAGAGCACGGCUCAGUUCCUGUUCCUUCAGGGCUGGAUUUGCCAGUUAGUGGGAUAAAGAUUUACUUUCAGCCCAGCCAGGACCCAGGUGGAGUGCAGACAGCUCAGAGCAGCUGGCUGUAGUAACACCAGGGCGGCAGUCACACUCUCGUGAGUUUCAGCAGGUGGGGUCACCGCGGGUCCCCUGAGGCUAGUGGUCUCAUCACAGAGGCCGGUGGGCCGGUCAGCCCUGCCCAGCUUCCUGGAAGGCUUGUGCCACCCAGGCUCACCUGCUUCCCAAGAUGGUCACCAAACCCCUUGGUGGGUCCCGGGGGAGGCGAGAGCUCGUGUCGGUUUCAGGAGCGCAGCCAGCACCCGGGCCUUCUGCAUCACUGUGGCGGUCACACAGCAGUGUGUCCCUCCCGCUCGCCUGCGGGAGCCUUGUUGAGGGCUGUCUCCACCACAGCCCUCCUACACAGAGAUGGCUCCAGGCAGGCGAGCAGGCCCCUUCUCCCUGAGAGUCGUCCAGUUUGACCCAGUGUUGUGAGGCCUCUUGCCCUGGAAUGGAGACACAUUCUGAUUUCUGAGGUAUCAGAAUGCGUGGGGGCGGGGCUGGUUUCUUAGAGCUGAUGGUGGGUGCUAACAGCAAAGCCUGGAAACAUCUUAAGAGAUGAGAAGAAUAAAGAGCUGUGGAGUCCUCAGGCGUGUGUAGAUGUUUCAGGAGAACCACAAGGUCAGAUGACUGGAAACAUAGCUUAGCUUCAUGGUUCUCGAAGUUAGACACCCAUAGAACCCUGGGGUUCCCUGUGGGAGGGCCUGGGGCCUGAGAACCUGCAGUGCUGCGUCGAGUAGUUCCCAUGCUGCCCCAGUUCAGAGGGUAGCUACCUGCCACACAGCAGUCAGUGGCUUGCACAAAAUUGGGCUGCACGGUUCUGUCAGAGCAGAGAGUGGCCCCCGGUCCUCUUUUAAGAGCCCAGCCUCUGCAGUACAGAUGGAAGAGGGAGGGAUGGUUAAGGAGUCAAGUAAAUAUUGAAAUUACUCCUGCUAUUUAAUGCCUUUAUUUUGCCAGGGCCUCUUGUCAUCUGCCUCUGCAACAUGUGUUCCAGCCUCAGCGACUGCAUUUGUCCCGGGCCCUGCACCGCUCUCCGCACACCCCUUACAGCCCAGUCCACUGGGGGCGGAGCAAGGGAGGUGGGCCGGAGGCAAAUGGCAGGUGGUCCAGCAGUGCAUUGCCAGGUGUCAUGUUUCCUGUGGUGACCACACUGGGAAAGGGACCUGGCGGUAGACAGGUCAGAAGUUUGGCUGCACAGCAAAUGUGCAUUAAGGUGGGGACGUAGCUCAUGAGAUGAGGGGGUGAACCUCACCUUGGCCUUCAAAGCUCAUGCAGACCUGGAGUUGAACUUCUGACCACCCAGCAGCUUUAGGAACAUUCUAGAAACUGCUACUAACCAGACAGGUGUCUGUUUUGGAAGCUGGCAUUAACAUAAGUUUUCUUUAUUAUUUCUUUAUUUCCCUUUAUUUUCUUUAUUUCCGCCUCCCUUGCCCCCUCCUCCAUCCCUCUCUCGAUACCCGCCCCCAGACCUCUCCCUCCCUCCUGCCCCUUUACCCAGAGGUCGCUCUCGGGGCCUUCCCUGGCACCCUUUCAGCCCCCAACCCAUCUUCCCCCAUCUGCUUUGUCAUCUUUGUCGACAUCUCCCUGGACGGGCUGGCUGGGCCACAGCCCCCAUGCCCCUGGGCUGUGCAGAGCUGGUCUCUGGAGGCCCCGGCAGGCACUUGCUGGAGGAGUGACAGGAGGGAUGCGUGUCUGAGAAUGACGAGAGCCAAAUUUAAAAACCACCCUCACGCCGGGUCACGUUCACAAAUCUUUAUGAAGCUGCUUGUCCAGACUGGCCAAUUUCAUCUGCGUUAACUUGCAUUUUAAACUGACUUCCCAAGUGACGGUCCAUUCACCUAACCCUGAAGGCUGGUUUGAAGGCAUUCGCUGAACUUCAGACCCACGAUCCUCUUGGACGGAUGUGAUUCCCCAGAGACGGGGAGCUUGGUCUCGGGCCAAACUAACAGACCCCGGGGUCUCACUGAAAUCUCUUUUCCAUGGUUUGGGUCAGAGAAAAUGCCUGGAAGGAAAAAUCUUACUCAUUUCAAGCCUCAUCACAAAAAUCUUUCUAACAGAGAUUUUCAGUUAAUUGACUUGCAACUCGACGGCAUGUUCAUUUGAGCAAAAUUUCAUACAUACAGACAAUCUGAAUAGUUUCCUGAAAUUAGAUGGGAUUGGCUGUGCCUUCUCAUUCUGGAAUUUCUGCCACUUGAAUCAAAAGGUUGGGUGUGUAUUGCUUUAAAACUUAAAUUCCAUAUUUUGGAAGCAGCUGCUAAUAAAAGUCUGACACACCA